Molecule: messenger RNA, 1551 nt
Organism: Hermetia illucens (black soldier fly)
Lineage: Eukaryota; Metazoa; Arthropoda; Insecta; Diptera; Stratiomyidae
Product: tektin-B1
Exons: 4
Coding region: 172-1455 (427 amino acids)
Biological process (GO): cilium movement involved in cell motility; cilium assembly
Cellular component (GO): microtubule cytoskeleton; nucleus
Source: RefSeq, a predicted model, not a curated record
CUAGAUGCAAGUCUGUUUAAUCAAAGUUGGUUGAAUUUCAGAUUGACAUCUGUAACUGAUUUUGUUCUUAGUGUCCUUAAUUUUUUGUUGAGGCUUAUUUUUGGUGACGAUUUAUUUUUCAAUUUACAAAAUCGGGGAAAUUAUCGAUAUUUGACAAGAUUGUGUUAGAAAAUGGCAAAUCAAUCGGUCGUUGUGAUGGAGAAGCCACUCCCCCAUUUGGGCUUGGCUGAUUGGCAUGCCCGCCUGACUCAAUUGAGGAACAUAGCCGAUGAGAGGCGGAGUCAAGCUUUUGAGCUUCGUCACACAUCACGCAGUUUAAGGAGCGAGACUCGUAUACAGUCAGAAUGGGAUGCUCAUAGUAACAAUGCACUACUGAUUGAUAGGAUUGCUGAACUCGAACGAUGGAGAUACACCGUCCAGGCUUGUCUGGAUCGCAUUGAACGCGAAAUGAAACUACUUCGUGACGAAAAAGCCAUCACCGAAAGGGAGUUGGAAAACUUCGUGACAUCUUUGCUGGUUGUGUCGGAAUGUCUGACGAUGCGGGACUGCCGGUUAGGUGCCGAACUCACUUACGAUGAGGGUGAUACCGAGUUGAAGAAAGAAUUGUGUGUUGUUGAGAAUAGCCAACGUUUAUUGAGGGAUCAAUGUCAGGCAGCUUGGGAGAAGUUGAAUCGUUUGGAAGAAGUGAGAUUUAAAUUGGGCUUGGAAAUAGCUAAUAAGAAAGAAGCAGAAGAUAUAGAUACAGCACAAGUGAAUUUAACACGUGAAAACGGUGAAUUGUCUUUCAAGCCAGAUGCAACAAGGAUCCCGAAAGAUUCCUGUACUUAUGAAGCAUGGCUAGAGCACACAAAAAAUAUCAAACAAAUGGCUGAUAAUGAACAUCAAGAUACCUACGCCAUCCGGGAGUCCUUGUUUGUAUGUCGCGAAAAAGCUCGUAAUGUCGUGAAGGCUCAACAGGACCGAACAGAGCACAUAAUUCGCAAGAGGAUUUUCGAAACAAAACGUGCUAAAAACGAGCUAGAAUGGCAACUUAAAAAGAUGCGAGAAGAAAUGGAAAAGUGCCUUCAAGAAAUAGCAACGCUGGUGGAGGCUCUUGAAGACAAAACCAACUUACUGAAAUUAGCUGAAACUCGUCUCGAAAAUAGGACGCAACGUGCCGGAAUGGAAUUAUGUUGCGAUGAGGUCUAUCAAGGCCUUUGUAAUGAAGUAUAUCAGCUACGUAACACCCAAAAGGCGUUAAGGGAGAAAAUCAAUUGUGCAAAAACAACCUACAAUGCCCUUGAAGACCACGAAAAAAAGAUCGAAACUGACCUUCGCAAUAAGGAGCAUUCACUUAUGGUAGAUGUGCACGGUUUAGAUUUGCGGGCACGCUUGAAAGCUGGCGAAUUGAAGCAGACUCAAACCGACAGAAAUAUAGAAUUGACUAAAAUGGAAAAUCAGAUUCCUCCUACAUAGAAAUGAAUAAGUUGUUCUCACAAUGCGAAAAAAAUGAAUAUUUCCAAUUUUAUGAUAUGUAUUUGUUUUGUGGUAAUAAAAUUUAGUAGAAGUGAA